CGAUAACAAACGCUUUUAUUAUCAUUUAUCUAUCGAUUUUGCAUUAUUCUUCACUAUAGUAUCGGAAACAUCUAUAUAAAACCCAUGGUUGCUUCCACUACAGAAACUGAAGUAUCACAGACAACCAAACCGGAAGAAAAUGGAGGCGACAAGGAUAUCUAUGCGCAACUGGAAGAAAUAGCAGCAUCCACUAGUGAAUGUGUGCGUGUUGUUAUAAGAAUAAGACCACUCAAUGAAAGAGAACAGAAUACGUUGCCAUGUUUAGAAGUUGGCGAUGGAGGUAGAAAUAUCGUAGUAAACGACCAAGGAAAUGCCAAAAAAUUUACGUUUGAUAGUAUUUUUCCUAUUGAUGGGAAACAAGAAGAUGUCUUUCGUAAUGUAGCAAAACCAAUCAUAGAUUCUUGUUUAGCAGGAUACAAUGGCACCAUCUUCGCCUACGGUCAAACAGGAUCUGGCAAAACUUUCACUAUGCAAGGACCGGAGGAAAGCAUUCAAGCUCAGUCAGGCGAUAUCAGACAAUUGAGAGGAAUCAUGCCCCGAGUAUUUGAAUAUAUCUUCGACAGUAUCCAAAAAGAACGGGAAGAAAAGGGUAGCGCAGUUGAUUAUGUAGUCAAAUGUGCCUAUUUACAAGUAUAUAAUGAAACCAUCACCGAUUUGCUGACACCUUCUCAACACAAUCUGAAUAUUCGUGAAGACACAUUGAAAGGCGUCUAUGUGGAAGAUCUUACUGAGGAGGUUGUAAAGCAUCCCGAAGAUUGUUAUAGAGUAUUGAGAAAAGGAGUUGCUAAUAGAACUGUUAGUGCAACCUCCAUGAACCAGGAGAGUUCCCGUUCUCACGGAGUUUUUACUGUGAUAAUUGAAAGAAAAGAAGAGAAGCCUGACAAUCUAGUCUCCAAGAGAGUGUCACGACUCAAUUUGGUCGACUUGGCAGGAUCCGAAAGACAAAAGUUAGCAAAAACAUCUGGACAAACGCUAAAAGAAGCAAGCAACAUCAAUCGAUCUCUCUCUGUCUUGGGUUACGUGAUAAUGGCUUUGGUUGAUGCCUCCAAUGGAAAAGAACGUCACAUCAAUUAUAGAGAUUCCAAAUUGACGUUUCUAUUGAAAGACUCACUAGGAGGAAAUGCAAAGACUUGCAUGGUAGCGACAGUUAGUCCCAGUGAUUUGAAUCUGGGAGAAACCAUUUCUACGUUAAAGUUCGCUCAGCGAGCUAAGUAUAUACGUAACAAAGCAUAUGUCAAUGAAGAGACUACUGGAAGUUUAGUACAGUUACAAGCAGAAGUUCGAAGGCUACAAGAUUUUGUUAGACAGCUGUUGGCAGAACGAGAAAACUCGGUUACUUGUAAGCCUGCCAACGAACAAGAACGAAAUUCGAACGAAUUGGUUCAACUCAUGAAAGAAAGUGAAAGUGAUACGAAUUUGGAUGAAGACAAGUCCUAUGUCGAUGAACGUUCAAGUCGAGAUUCUUCCUUUAUUCAUUCCAAUGUGGAAGAUACUGAAGAACUCUCCAAACUACUUGCAUGUGCAGAACAACGUGAAAGAGAAAUUGCUGAUGAAAAACGAUAUAUUGAAGCUCUUUUGAUGGAGUCACAGAAUGAAAACAAGAAACGAAAAGCCAACUUUGAAUUAUUAGAGACCGCUUGGAAGAAUUUGGCUGAAAAAAUAUCCGCAAUGGAAGACAAUGAACUGGUAGAUUCUCUGAACUUUUCUAACACUUGUGAGCAAGAUACUCAGUCUUCAUCUGAUUCCAUUUUGGAACAAGAAGAAGCAGUUACACGAAGACUUUGUGAGACAGUUUAUAAGUUGACAGAUCUUUUACAGACUACACAGAAUGAUAACAAGCACAUGAAAGCACAGUUGGAAGAAAAGGAAACUUUAUUAAACAAUUUACAGACGGAGACUAAAAUGAAGGACAUUCACAAAGAACAAAAUAACAACAAGGAAGGCAAUAAUAGUUUCUUGGCUAUCCACGGCGAUUCACCUGUAUUGAAUCGUCUCCGUAAAAAAAUUGCGGAUAGUCAAGAAAGCUCAGGCUUCCAGAAGAAAGAACUCGUUGAUGAAAGUCAGUUGGACUAUCGUGAACUUGCUCAGGUGGAGUUUCUGAAAGAACGUUUGGCAGAACUACUACAAAUAGAGGCCAAACAAGGAGAAAAUAUGCAAAAGCUUAAUGCAGAAAAGGCUACUUUGGAAAAGAGUGUUGAGAAACUCAAGGCUGAAGUGAACUUCUUAACUGAAGAACUACAAGCUGAGAAGGAAAAUGCGCAACUAUUAAGGGAGCAGUUUUCGGAAAGAGAGCGCAAUACUGAGCAUUUCAAAGAUGAUGCAGCUCAAAUGGAAGAGAAGAUUCAACAUUUGCAAAGCAAAGUUCGUUCACUGCAGACCUAUCGAGUACAACUGCAGCGUUUGGUAGACCAACAGUCUGAAGAAAUCAAAAGUCUUCGGUUGCGAGCACAGAACGCAUGGGACGAACUUAUUCAUGCUAGGCAAGAUUUUGAAAGCCAAGAGAGACUCCGAAGUGAUCGAUUGGAGAAGUUAUUUGCAGAACUUGCCAAGCAUCAACGACAAGAUGCAGGUAGAAAUGACCAAAAGGCAGCAGCAUAUGCUAUCAAAGAACAGAUGAAGCAAAAUUUGCAAACAAUGAACAACGUAAAGGAUGUAAAGAACAUGCCGCCUUUGGAGCCUCUUAUGAAUAAGGCUUUGGAGUUUCUUCUGAAACAAGCUUCUGGAGCAAAGAUUGCUUCUUCAUGAGAGAAAACACUUUCUUCCGCAAUCUUCUCUUGCGUAGUUGAUAUGUUUUGUUCGAAUGCGUAUACAACUAUCCAUCCUGUUCACUGCUAUUUCUUUCUUCCUUUCUUAUAUAUAUAUAUAUAUAUAAAUAAAUAAAUAAAUAAAUAAAUAAUUGUGUUUUCGG
Galdieria sulphuraria is the source of this 2908-nucleotide messenger RNA. RefSeq names its product kinesin family member. The transcript has 2 exons. The record is from RefSeq and is a predicted model, not a curated record. Gene Ontology annotation, molecular function: microtubule binding; ATP binding; microtubule motor activity. Gene Ontology annotation, biological process: microtubule-based movement. NCBI's taxonomy places the organism in Eukaryota, Rhodophyta, Bangiophyceae, Galdieriales, Galdieriaceae. Bases 85 to 2745 code for a protein of 886 amino acids.